CACACCACCAACGAAGGCCCCGAGAGGCCAACCGCACAAACGGGCAGGCCGCCGCAAGAAGCAUCUUGGAACCGCAUGAACAACAAACACAACACCUUCUUCGACUGCUUCCGUCUCUGGCAUCUGGCUUCACUCCCCCCACGUCGCUCCGACCACUCGCACUAUCAUCCUUACGUACGCUCAUACUCUUUCCGACGCGCAACUAUGUCUCGUUUCGUCAGGGCUUCAAAGUACCGCCAUGUGUUUGGCAACUCGACGAAGCGCGACCAGUGCUUUGAUAACUUGAAGGUCUCCCGCAGCGCCUGGGAUACCAACCUGGUGAAAGCCAACCCGCUCUUCAUUUCCGUCAACAUCGAAGCCAGCGGCGGUGGCGCCUUUGCUGUCCUCUCGCACACCAACACGGGCAAGCUCUCGGACAAUCUCGCCGUCUACAACGGUCACACCGCCGCUGUGCUCGACACUGAUUUCAACCCGUUCAACGAUCAUGUGAUUGCCAGUGCGAGUGAGGAUACGAAGGUUAUGAUUUGGACGAUCCCGCAGGGUGGGCCGGUGGAGAGUAUCUCGACCCCGGCGGCUACUCUUACGGGGCAUGGCAGGAAGGUCGGCCACGUCCUCUUCCACCCCACAGCAGACAACGUGCUCGCCUCCGCGUCCGCCGAUUUCACCAUCAAGUUGUGGGACAUUGCGACGGGCCAGGAAAAGACGGAGCUGACGGGCCACACGGAGAUAAUCCAGUCGCUUUCCUGGAACUACGAUGGGUCAUUGCUGGCGACCACGUGCAAGGAUAAGAAGUUGAGGGUGUUUGAUGUGCGGGCUAAUAAAGUCGUUCAGGAAGCGGUCGGCCACCAAGGCAUCAAAGGCGCCCGCGUGCAAUGGAUGGGCAACGCCGACCGUUUCGUCACCACGGGCUUCUCGCGAACCAGUGACCGUCAGGUGUACAUCUACGACUCGAAGAACUUGAGCGCCCCGCUUAAGCAGGAGAAUAUCGAUACCGCCUCUGGUCUGCUCAUGCCGUUCUUCGAUGCCGACACGAGCAUGCUCUACCUUGCGGGCAAGGGUGACGGAAACAUCCGUUACUACGAAUGGGUCGACGACGAAAAGGGCCUGUACUUCCUCUCCGAGUACAAAUCCGCCGACCCGCAGCGCGGACUCUCGUUCUUGCCCAAGCGUGCUGUCAACGUUUCCGAGACGGAGAUUGCCAGGGCUUACAAGGUUCAUCCGACGUUGGUGGAGCCGAUCUCUUUUAAGGUGCCGCGUAAGUCGGACGCCUUCCAAUCCGACCUGUACCCAGAAACCCUAGGCGCGGAACCCUCCUUGACCGCCGACGAGUUCUUCAGCGGUAAAACGAGCCCACCAAAGCUCAUCUCCCUCGAGACUGGGUUUGCGGCCGCUACUACCGCUAAAGAGUUUGUGACGACGGCGAAGCCGGUUGAGGCUGUUAAUGAGAAGGUGCCGACUACGGAAAAGGAGUACCAAGACGCCUACCACGCCCUCCGAAAAGAAAACGAAGACCUGAAGAACCAAAUAUCCAACCGCGACGCACGGAUACGUCAGCUCGAGGCCCAGGUCGAGUCGUUGGGCAAGAAGUAGAUUGACAGUAUCGACUCCAGUCGAAUUGCUAGUAGUAUUGGACCGCAUCCUAUACCGUCCCAUAUUUUUGAGACAUCCUUGAUUGCCCGUGUUCCCUUUGACUCGUUACCUGACAACAUUGUGAGCCCACCUUAUCCUAUCUAGUGUCUUGAGCUCGACCAUGUUUUCGGACCCGCUGUGGACCACAAAUGAUAAAUGCGAAACAGGCCAACCUCGGUUCACUGUUGUGUUUUUUCUGGCUCACUGUUUGCAUGCCCUGGUGAAAUGGGAGGGAACUCUUCAAAGUGAGGACGGGGGCGGAU
Messenger RNA from Fimicolochytrium jonesii, 1892 nucleotides. RefSeq lists its product as uncharacterized. The record is from RefSeq and is a predicted model, not a curated record. The transcript is spliced from 10 exons. Lineage: Eukaryota; Fungi; Chytridiomycota; Chytridiomycetes; Spizellomycetales; Powellomycetaceae. The coding region runs from base 76 to 1590 and encodes 504 amino acids. Gene Ontology annotation, molecular function: actin filament binding. Gene Ontology annotation, biological process: actin filament organization.